Onthophagus taurus is the source of this 2397-nucleotide messenger RNA. It is a transcript of the gene mh, whose product is annotated as DNA-dependent metalloprotease SPRTN. Lineage: Eukaryota; Metazoa; Arthropoda; Insecta; Coleoptera; Scarabaeidae. Gene Ontology annotation, biological process: DNA repair. Gene Ontology annotation, molecular function: metalloendopeptidase activity; single-stranded DNA binding; polyubiquitin modification-dependent protein binding. The record is from RefSeq and is a predicted model, not a curated record. Gene Ontology annotation, cellular component: nucleus.
UUGGUAGACAUGAUUUUAUGACAGUUUUUAACUUUAAGAGAAGUUGCUAGAGGUUAUGUUAAAUAUUUUAAUCAGUUUAUAUUAAUUUUUAGUUAUACUGUGUUAAAAUAAUCCUAAAUAGGUUAUGGCAGAUCCUGAUUUAAAACUUGCUAUUUUACUACAAAAACAAUUUGAUGACGAAUCUCACGUAGAUAAUCAUGAUGAUACACUCUUAGCGACUCAUUUACAAGAAGAAUUUAAUCACGAAUAUAAAUCAGAAACAGGAAUGGGUUUAGCGUAUAAAACUAAUAAAGGAGCUAUAAAACAUGGUGGGAAAUCGCUGGUUGAUCCAUCAUGGGAAUUAGUUGAUCCUACUCCAAACAUACACAAUCUAUUUGUUGUAUUUAAUGAGCGUUUCUUUUGGAACUCCCUUCAAAUGGUUUGUGUUUCAUGGAGCAAAAGAAUGACUUUGUGUGCUGGAGUUUGUUCAUACCAAGGCCGGAGAGGGCUAUGUCACAUCACUUUAAGUGAACCCCUACUGAAAUUAAGACCACGAAAAGAUUUAGUUGAAACUUUAUUACAUGAGAUGAUUCACGCUUAUUUAUUUGUUACUAAUAAUAAUAGAGAUAGAGAUGGACAUGGUCCUGAAUUUCAUAAACAUAUGCAUCGGAUUAAUGGUGAAGCUGGUACAAAUAUUACUGUUUAUCAUGAUUUCCAUGAUGAAGUAGAAUUGUAUAAACAACAUUGGUGGAAGUGUAAUGGACCAUGUCAACAACAAAAACCUUAUUUUGGAGUUGUUAAGAGAGCUAUUAAUAGAGCGCCAGGACCAAAUGAUUUUUGGUGGAGUGAACAUCAAAGUAGAUGUGGUGGAAUUUUUACUAAAAUUCAUGAACCUGAAAAAAAGAAACCACAACAACAAAAAUCAAUUAAUAAAACUUCAUCUAUUCCUAAUUAUGAUAUAACAAAAUAUAUAACAACUACUAGUAUAAAUAGUCCAAUGAAAUCACCAAAAAAAUCAAUUAAACCAAAUAAACCAAUAGUUAGUCCAAAUCGUGAUAUUAGAAGCUUUUUUAUACCAACAAAAUCUAAGGAAAUAAGUAAACCAAUCAAUACAAUUAAAAAUAAAAAUGGAUUUAAUGUUGAAACUGGAGCUGUAUUUAAUAAAGGAAAUAUACAUGGUUUUAAAAAUUUGGGAACAAAUAAUUCAUCAAAAGUUUCAAAAAAUUUAAAUGAUACCAGUUUUAAAGGAAUUGUUGCUGUAAAAUCAAAUAAUUCUAAUACAGUUGUUGUCACUGGUAAACAACCCUCAAAUUUAUCAAAAUCAAAGGAAAAUAUUCUAAAAAAUAAUGUUCAAGUAUUCUCUGGAACGUCAAAAACUCUUUCAUCAACUCCUACAAAAACUUCACAAGAUUGUUAUAACAAAGUUCGAGAUACUUGGGCAAAAAAAUAUGAUAACAAUAAUUUAUUAAGUAAUAAAAGACCGGCUUCAGAAGAUGAAAUAACUUCAAUUCAAAAUAAAAGACAUCAAAAAACUCAAAUUGUAUUAAUUAACGAUGAUAUACCAUCAAAUUUAGUAACUUGUCCAAUUUGUAAUAAAAAAAUAUCAUCAUCAAUAAUCGAAAAACACGUUGAUGAGUGCCUAAUAAAACAAUUUAAAGACGAUGAGCCGGUAGAAAAGCAAGAAACUUGUUGUGUAUGUAACAAAAAAGUGCCUAAAUCUAUCUAUAAAGAACACAUUGUUGAUUGCUUUAAUACAAGCUACGACAACGGUUUAGACGAACUAAUUGAAUGCGUAAUUUGCGAAUCAUUUUUUGAUAAAACCAUGAUUGAAACGCAUACAAUUGACUGUAUUGAAAAGAAUUCUAAAGUAGAUAUCCAACAUACCAAUAAGAAUAAUAAAGUUGAUAAAAAUAAUGAUUUAAUGAAAUGUAACGUCUGUUUGGAAUUGGUUGAAUCAUUAAAGUAUAAUUUGCAUGUAGAAAAAUGUUUGCAUAAAAUGUUGGAUGAUAUUGAAGAUGAAUAUGAUAUUCCUACGACAAAUACGAAAGUGAAUUGUCUCGUUUGUAGAAAAGAAAUUUUUAAAAGCGAUUUAAACGCGCAUUUAGACGAAUGUAUGAGUGGUGUGUUUGACGAAAAAUUCCCAGAUGGAACACCGAAAGAAGUGGAAAAAGAAAAUUUUAAUCCAUCUUCUAGUAAAGAUGACGAUUUUAUGUAUAGUUGCCCUUUUUGCUUGGAUUUGUACUCAGAAUUAGAUAUGAGCGGUCAUUUAGAUGAAUGUGUAAAGAUAGGAAAGGAAAAUAGUCCAGAAAAAUCGAUUCUUAUUGAUUCAUUUUCUAGUGAUGAUUUUUGAUCUUUACUAUUUUAGUUAAAAUAUUUGUUACAAUGAUAUUAAACGGUUUAUUUCUAUUUUCUAAGAAA